Pelagomonas calceolata is the source of this 1422-nucleotide messenger RNA. The record is from the annotation of a GenBank genome assembly. Lineage: Eukaryota; Pelagophyceae; Pelagomonadales; Pelagomonadaceae.
UCGCAUUUUCACCCACAGCUACCAAGCGUACCCAGCCUUAGACGUUACCAAGAUGCCCGUCUUCGGCUCCAAGAAGAGCGCGGCCCCGCCGCCAAAGCCCGCGCCGGCCGCCGCGCGGCGCAAGUCCGACGCCGGCGCGGACCUGCUCUGGCAGGCCCAGCUGAACGCCGACGCGAAGCGCCAGGACGCCCUGGCCAAGAAGCCGGCGGAGCCGCACCGGGGCCCGACGAGCGGCGGGGCCGCGGCCGCGCGCGCGCGGCCCAAGUCGCUCGCCGAGACGAUGGCCAGCCUCGACCAGCUCGAGAAGGCCUCGUCGCUCGACCAUCCGCCGUCCCCCCUGGCCCCUCCUGCCCCCGCGGCGCCGGCGUCGCCGGCGGCCGCCGCGAAACCGCCGCCGCGCGCGGCGCCCGCGGCGGCCGCGCCGCGGCCGCGGCGCCGCGGGGCGCCGACGUACCGGCGGCCGGCCCUCCUCGUCGCCGGCGCGCCGCCGCUCGUGUCGCACCGCUCCAAGCGCCGCGCGAGCCUCCAGAUCGGGGCCGCGCGGCCCGCCGGCGCCGACCUGCUCGAGCGGACGCGCGCGCGCUGGGCCGAGGGCCGGCCGAUCGACCCCGCGCCGCAGCGCUUCUCGACGAGCGCCGGGAGCGGCCCGCCCGCGCCCGCGGCUCCGGCGGCCGCGGCCGCGGCGCCGGCGCCGUUCGCGCCACCGCGCGCGUCCUACGCGCCGCGCGUCGAGGCGCCGGCGCCGCGCCAGGUGGAUCUCCUGGACCCCUUCGCCGCCUGCGCGCCGGCGCCGCGCGACGCGCCGCUGGCCGGCGGCGGCGAGCCGGCGCCGCCCAUGGUCCCGCGCCCCGCGCCCGCGAUGCCCAUGCGCGCGGCGCCCGGGGUGCCCAUGCGCGCGGCGCCCGCGGUGCCCACGCGGACCGCGCCUGCGGUAUCCGCGCGGACCGCGCCGGCCCCCCAGCCCGGGUGGCCCGCGCCGGCGGCGCGGCCCGCGCUCGCCCAUGCCGGGGCGGCGCCGUCCUGGGGCAGCACCUGGACCGCCCCGCCGGCGCAGCGCCCGGCCGCGCCGGCCGCGCCGGCCGCGCCGCCGCCCGUGGCCCGCCGGCCCGCCGCGCCGGCUGCGCCGCCGCCCGUGGCCCGCCGGCCGGCCGCUCCCGCCGCGCCGCCGCCCGUGACCCGCCGGCCGGCCGCGCCGGCCGCGCCGCCGCCCGUGGCCCGGCGCCCCGCGGCGCCCGCGGCGCCGCCGCCAAUCGCGCGCCGACCCGCCGCGCCGGCCGCGCCGGCCUUCCAAGCCGCCGCGGCCCCGCCGCCGGUGCAGAGCGGCGCCUGGGGCGCGGGCUGGUCCGAGGCACCGGCGCCGACGCCGGCGCCCGCGCGCCAGAAGAGCGGCGACUCGCUCCCCGACUGGAUGAAGGGGUUCUG